Molecule: messenger RNA, 2514 nt
Organism: Sclerotinia borealis F-4128
Lineage: Eukaryota; Fungi; Ascomycota; Leotiomycetes; Helotiales; Sclerotiniaceae
Source: the annotation of a GenBank genome assembly
AUGUCUUUCUUUGGAUUUGAUCCCAGUCAACCUCCUCACGAGAGGGGUCAUGAUACUGCUGCUCCAGGUUUUGGUCAACAUGCAGAUCCAUUUGCAAGUCUUUCUGGCUCAGGAAAUAAUAAUGAAGCGUUCGAUUUCGAAGAUACAUAUGAUGGUUUAGGAGAUCAGCUUCAAGAGACCGGUGAUGAUUUCAACAAUGAUACAUUUGGUGGUGGUGGUGAGAGCAAUUCUAUUGCAAGCAAGCCAGUUGGAAAGGACUUUGAUUUUUUUGGACAAACCGCAAAAGUCUCCGAUGCUAUCAAUGAGGAACAAAUGCGAUACACUCGACAACAACCAGUAAUUUCUAGGACAACUCCAACCGUAUCUACCUUCUCCCAACAACCUAUGUCAAGACCUGCUAGAACUGGCUAUGAGCGAUACCAAGAGCCGGAAUAUGUUCCUGAUAUGCAAGUUGAUGCGAAUCUUUGGGGUGUUGCACCGAAACACGCUCCCCCUAUGACCGCCACUCCUCCCGUUACUGGUGCAUCUGCGCCGAGCCGAAAGAUGAUGAGUUUAGAGGAAGUUGAAGCAGCCAUGCGAGCUGAAGCCAAGAAGCCUUCGCAGCCUCAAGUACCUGUUCAUCAACAGCCAAUGACACCAUCCCAACCACAGUACCAACAACCCCCACCUCAGCAGUACCAGAACUUCCACCAACAGGCUCCGCAACAGCAACAGCAACAGCAACAGCAACAGCAACAGCAACAGCAACAGCAACAGCAACAACAGCAACAACAAUUGCCAGCCCAAGUUGGUGCUCCACCCCAGUCGGAACAACGCCAGCUUCCUAUCGAUCAACAAAUUCAUAUCUUGCAACGUCCCCAAGUCCCAAAUAGCCAGGCUAAUGUUCCUUCUAUCCCAUCUCAACCGGCACACAUGCAGAACAUGAACAGAUUUCCCGGUCAAUCUCAUGGUGUGCAACGAGGUCAUCAGAACCCCCAUGCUUCCGGAAAUCGACAUGUCAUUACUCACCCGCAACAAAUGUUAAAUCUAUCUGAGGAAGAGAAAGCCGCAUUCGUGUUGGAAGAUGCCAAGAGAGCAAAGCGAAAUCAUAAAAUAUUUUUGUUAUCCAAGGAUAAUGGCUUGAUGACACCCCAAGACAAGAACUUCAUUACCCGUAUUCAGUUGCAGCAAUUGGUUACCGCUACUGGAAAUCCCAAUGAACAUGGUAUAGAUUCCUCUCUUUCCGAGGAUUUCUAUUACCAGGUUCACAACCAAAUUCGAGGUGGACCUCGUCAAAACCCACAUCAGCCUUUGAGCAAUUUUGCGCAGACAUAUCUGUUUCAAACCGGUAACCGCCAGGGCAGUAUGCGAAGACAAGCUCGUGGUGGCGAUAAUCAUGUACAACGUAUGGAGCAACAAGUGCAACGAGCAGUUGAAGCAGCGAAGAAUAAGCCAAAGAAUAAGCAAUUGGUAAUUGAGGGAAGUUUGGGAAAGAUUUCAUUCAGCAACGCAAAGACUCCUAAACCUCUAUUGAACAUCAAGCGAACCGAUAGCAAUGAGGCACGACCAGGAAACUCCCCUAAUCCUCGCAAGGCCAAUCUCGCAAGUGUUAGCGGUAGCAAUAGAAAAGUCGUAUUGACUGACAUCGAGAAUGUGUAUAAUACAUUGAUGGAGUUGGAAGAUCAUGAACGCUCAAAGCCCAGAACACUGGCUCCGGAAGAGAUCAACCCACAAAUCGCUGGCUUGGGCCAAGACUGGAGUGAACGACAAGACUUUCUCAACAAGCAAUUAUGGCGAAAUUUGAGAAUCCAUGAGCCGAUCGGUGCAACUACUGUUCACCCUUUCAUCGCAUUUCUUUCAUUUAACAAGGGCAAGAAGGCGAUUCCUCGAGUCUUCAGACAUAUCAGUGAUGAGCAACGUGCUACUAUACUAACCAUGAUUAUUCUUCACCUCGAUAAACUCGAUGUCGUUCGAUUAGCUGUGCCUAGCCCUGAUGGAAUCCAGCUUAGUGCCGAUACUCGAGAAAAUAUCGACUUAUUUCAGGUGACAGUUAUGUCAAGCCUCUUUGGAUUCCUUCACGACGCCGACUUUCAAAUUACUACUGGUGUUUUGGGUCUUAUCCUUAAUCUGAACAUCGAUUUGAUUGCUCGCACCAGAAUCGGUCUUAGCCUACUGACCAUGAUUCUCAGUCGGGCUGAGAUUACCAAGCAGGCUGGAGAUGUUGACGAACGUGGAUGGAAUGAUUGGUUAUCCACUCACAAUGCAUUUUUUGAUGCCCUUGAGCCCACACUUCCAGAAAUUUUCCCUGGUACCGUCAACACUGGCGAGGACGUAUACGUCUGGCAAUUCCUUGCCGCCAUUGGUAUCGGUGCUAGUCCCGAGCAACAACAACGACUCGUUAUGGCUGUCAAGGAUCGUGUCAUGGAAACCGUUGGACUUGCGAAGACAUUACCUCCCGCCAUGUCUAGCCAAAAACUUGCAAAUGUAAACCUCUUCAUGCGUUCUAUCGGACUGGAUGUUGAGUUACUUGCAUGA